Messenger RNA from Spinacia oleracea (spinach), 1302 nucleotides. RefSeq names its product peroxidase 3. NCBI's taxonomy places the organism in Eukaryota, Viridiplantae, Streptophyta, Magnoliopsida, Caryophyllales, Amaranthaceae. The transcript has 4 exons. The record is from RefSeq and is a predicted model, not a curated record. Bases 73 to 1062 code for a protein of 329 amino acids. Gene Ontology annotation, molecular function: heme binding; peroxidase activity. Gene Ontology annotation, biological process: hydrogen peroxide catabolic process; response to oxidative stress.
GUAUAUAUAGUUCCUUGCAAUUGUUCUAGUAAUUACUACAAACCUUAGCCUCUUAAGAUUUUAAUUUAUAAAAUGGGUUAUUCAAAUAUGAUGAUUAUGGUGUUCUUAGCAAUAGCAAUAGCAAUAGUAGGGUUUGCUGAGGCGCAACUGAAGCUUGGUUACUAUUCGGAAAGUUGCCCAAAAGCCGAGGCGAUUGUUGAAAGUUUCGUGCAUCAACAUAUCCCGCAUGCUCAAUCUUUGGCUGCUCCUCUUCUUCGAAUGCAGUUCCAUGAUUGCUUCGUUAGGGGUUGUGAUGCAUCGGUGUUGUUAGAUAGAACUGAAGCAGGGAACAAUGAUACGGAAAAGACCGCGAAUCCGAAUCUGACACUUCGAGGAUUUGGCUUCAUUGAUGGUGUUAAGAGCUUGCUUGAAGAAGAAUGCCCUGGUGUUGUGUCUUGUGCAGAUAUCAUUGCUUUGGUUGCUAGAGAUUCGGUUUGGACCAUUGGUGGUCCAUGGUGGCCGGUCACAACCGGCCGACGAGACGGAAGGAUAUCAAACGAGACCGAAGCAUUACAAAACAUCCCACCACCAUUUAGCAAUUUCAGCUCACUCCAGACCAUUUUUGUUAGCAAGGGUCUUGAUUUGAAAGACCUUGUCUUACUUUCUGGUGCACACACCAUAGGAGUAGCACACUGCCCAUCAUUCUCCGAACGGCUAUACAACUUCACCGGAAGAGGGUACGGCCAAGACCCAUCACUCGACAGCGAGUACGCAACCAACCUCAUGACAAGAAAAUGUACAACACCUACAGACAACACAACUAUCGUAGAGAUGGACCCUGGAAGUCACAGGACAUUCGACCUUAGCUACUACAAACUUCUGUUGAAAAGGCGAGGCCUAUUCGAGUCCGAUGCCGCCUUAACCAAAUCUUCUACAACAUUGUCUUACAUCAAGGAGCUUGUGAAUGGUCCAUUGGAGACAUUUUUUGCCGAGUUUAGUAAAUCCAUGGUCAAAAUGGGUGAUGUUGAGGUUCUUACUGGUUCAGCCGGUGAGAUCAGGAAACAGUGUGCUUUUGUUAAUUAGUACAUCACAUACUAUUGGUUUGUUUGUUUUUUGGGGGGUUUGAAUAUUUCUUAAGAAUGGGUUAAGAGUGGAUGUUAUUGUGUCAUCUAUGAUGGAAAUAAUUGAGGGGGCAGUUGUUUGUGCUCUUUCUAGCAUGUGGCUUGUAUGCCACUUUUCCUCUAGAUGAUGGUGAUGCUUUUGAAUAAUUUAUGAAAUGUAAACUACCUUUAUUGUGAGUAAUUAUUUCUAUAUUUUUUAUCA